Molecule: messenger RNA, 3370 nt
Organism: Drosophila hydei
Lineage: Eukaryota; Metazoa; Arthropoda; Insecta; Diptera; Drosophilidae
Product: protein ovarian tumor locus
Exons: 9
Coding region: 355-3069 (904 amino acids)
Source: RefSeq, a predicted model, not a curated record
CAGCCAGCAAUGCGCAGAGUGUAGUCUUGAUUCAAAAAGAAGACUAGAAUUGUUUUAGUUCGCAAUUAGUGCACAGUGUAUUAAAUGCCGGGCAAGGGAUAACAGCAAAGAAAAGCACUCGUUUGUCUUGUUUUUUAAUAUUUUCUUCGUUUUUUAAAUAUCUGUGUACACAUGUACAUAUAUUUUGCUCCAUCUAUACUGUACGUGUGUGUUGCCCCAGGUCCCCGCCGCAUUUGAUUUUGCUGGCUACUGAACAAUUGGAAAUUUUGUGUUUUUUCAAACGUUUUCGAAUUAAAAACCAAUUUACUUCUACGUUUCUGGCACUUAUUAAAGGUUGCUCGACGGCACAUUACCAUGAUGUUGAGGCGUCCAAUCACCUCCGGUAGCCGGCAGGCACCAGAUCCGUACGACCAAUUCCUGGAAAGCCGCUGCAUGUAUCGUAAGCACACGGCCAGGGACGCAUCUUGCCUGUUCCGUGUUAUAGCCGAGCAGAUGUACGACACCCAAAUGCUCCACUACGAGGUGCGUUUGGAGUGUGUGAGAUUUAUGACGCGAAAACGUCGCAUUUUCGAACAGCAUGUACGUGGCGAUUUCGAUAGUUAUAUGCUGGACAUGGCCAAGCCUAAGACAUACGGUACUAUGCUGGAGCUGCGUGCUCUGUGCUGCAUGUAUCGCCGCAAUGUCAUCUUGUUUGAGCCAUUCAAUCUGGGCACAUCUGUCACCUAUAACGAAAGCUACCUGGAUAACUUUCGUGUGUUCUACACGAAUGAAUUUCAUUUUGAUUCUGUCUACCAAUUGGACUAUAUUGAAACAGCAGCGAUAAGCCAAUCAAUAAGCUUUAAGCUUCUUUACAAGAUGCUGUUUAAACUGCCUGAUGUGAAUUUUGCGGUCGAGUCAAUGCUGCAUCCGCAAACAUUCGAUUGGGGCAACUACGAGGUUGAGCUCGAUCCGAGGGGCUACUUUGUGCGUAUUGUUUGUAGCGAUGGACGCUUCUUUUCGCUAGAUUUGCCUGAGAAUACAAAAUGUAUACUAGAGAACUAUAAGCUGUGUAAUUUCCACAACAAUCGCAAGCAGUUGAAAAAGGUAUCUGUGUCAUCCGGGCCGGAGCCUAGUUCUAGGCGCGACCUUAAGCUGAGCCUGGAUUUGCCACUAAACACUUUAGUGGCCAGUGAGAGUGCAGAGAUGCUGCACAUGUGUCCUAAUCCCAUGAAUUCUUGUGUGCGUCAACUGCUCGAUGAUGGCAUCACCCCAUUUCCCUAUAAGGUGGCUAAGUCUCUGGAUCCUUACAUGUAUCGGAAUAUUGAGUUUGAUAGCUGGAACGAUCUACGCAAGGAGGCCAAGCGCUACAAUGUAUAUGCUAAUGAUUACAAUUUCAAGGUGGGCGCCAAGUGCCGCGUAGAGUUGCUGACCGAUGCCGAAAGACAGCUAUACACAUGCCACAUUCAAAAGAUAGCAGCAGACAAAUCCUACUCGGUUGUCUAUGUUGAGCAGUUUGGAAAGAAAUUUUUGGUACCCUACGAGGCAUUGCAUCCGGUACCACCGGACGAGUUUCGGCCGUGGGCGGUGCCGUUUCGCUAUCAGCGUCAAAUGCAGCGCAUGCACUUGGCCAAACUAACCCAGAAGGCCAAGCCCAGGUGGAAAAAGACCAAGCUGUACGAUGUAACCAAUUACUUUGAGGCCAGCAGUGUGCAGUAUCUGCAGCUAGAUGCUUGGCACGACUGUCCGCCGGUGUUCAAUGAGCAUGGAACGUUGCAACAGCAACAGCAGCAGCAGCAGCCGCCGCCGCAGCCGCAACAACGGCAAACGCAGCAACAAGUCGAACAUAAUGAAGCGAUCGAAUUAGAGCAAGAACAGCAACCGCGAGAGCAGCGUUUCCAGCCACGCGACAAGCCUUCGCCACUUCAGCAGCCGCAGCAAAAACAACAAGCAGCGGCUCCUGUUAUUGGAGCAACGACGGUGCCGCCAAUGACCCCGCACCCGGCAAAAGUGCCGACGGCCCAGUUUGUCAACUAUAUGCCAAUGGCUGGGCGCGCUGGGCAAUUGCCACAGCAAUGGCGAGGCUCAUCACAGCCUAUGCCAGACGAAUUUCAGGCUGGAAUCUAUCCAGGACCUCCAUUGCCUGCGGAUGGCUGUAUGUUUAUGCAUUUUGGUGGCUAUGCACCACCGCCGCCCAUAUCGCUGCAGCCACCGCCGCCGCCAUUUGGAGCAACACCAUAUAUGUUUGCCCCACAACCACCACCGCUGCCACCGCCGGCAGCUUCGGUGAUGCUGCCGCCGCUCGGCACAUGCAACAGCAGUAGCAACAGCUGCAACAUGAGCACCACAGCAACAACAACUAGCAAAAUUGCAAUGCGUAGCAGCAGCGAAGACCAGUUAGAGCCCCGACGCUCGAUGCAUGCAAAUGGUGAGGAUUUGCCCGCAGAUUUGGGCACCUUGCGCUAUUUCUACAACAUGGGUGUCGAUAUGCAUAUGCGCUGGUCUCACAUGGUGCCGCCCGAAGAGCAGAUGAGAAUGCACAGCAGCACGAAUGUCAAUCAAAACCACAACAACACGGACCAACCACAAAAGGAAAACAACGACGACUCAGUUGCUCUGGUAGCGAACUCCACCCCGCCGCCUUCGCCUAUAGCAGCAACUGCUGUCAACUCUCCAAGUGCCUUCGGUACGGAGGCAAACGCAGACAAAAAUCGCGCUCGUACUAAACGUGGCGCCUUUAACAAAAUGCGCUCCAAGCGGCCGGAACAACUGUCUGAUUUGAACAAAGAUCCCCAUCUAUCGCAUGCCAUGCUGUUGCCAACGCCGACGCCGUCGCCCAACACCAAUGGCAAUCAGUUUAACUUUUAUCCCACACUGCAUGCUCCGCCAGGCCAGCAAGCACUGCCGCCGCCACCGUUGCCACCACCAAUUUUUUUUGCCCCACACAAGGGUGGACAGAGUCCAUUUACUUGGGGUAUGGCGCCGCCUCCGGUGGCUAUGCCGUACGAGAGGAUCAACAACUAUACCAUGGAAGCAAGCGGAGUUAAUGCACAGCAAUCUCCGCCAGUUGUCUACGGACCACCACGUCAUUAGAGCAUCGACUCCAUAUCACUUUAUUCUCCAUAUACUUAUACUACAUAUAACAUCUUAUAUUCACAUUUUGUGUACAACAAACAGUUUAACUUUAGAUUUGCACAACAUCAACGACUUUUUAGAAUCGCUUCGCAAAGAAAAAAAAACAACAAAUAACUAUAUGCCGUUUUAAAUUUGUUUUAAAUUUAAUUUUUUUAAAGAACAUUUUGAACAAAUUCACAACACAUAAUCUAAUCAGUUAUAGUAAAUCCGUAAAAUGAUCGCAACAAUAAUUUUAAAUAUGUAAUUUAUGCAAUUUUAU